GUAACUACUGAACUAUAGUAAGAGGGCGAAACAAGUACAGUUCAACCCCGUUAUUUCGAACUCUCAUGGGGAACGAAAAAUCAUUCAAAAUAGCCAGUGGUAAAUUAAUGAAAGGCAAAUCCAAGGGAAAUGGUUUUGAGUUCAAAUUAACAUAGAUUUCUAAAAUAACCAAGUUCAAAUCAGUAGGGUCCAACUGUACUUAAUUUUUAACAAGCUACCAGCACCGCGAAUCGACCCACCGUUAAAGUCGGAGCCGGUCAGCUCGGCUCAUAAUAGUGCAGCCAAGACAAAAACGUGAGGUGAUAACUGGCUUGUCUUUUGAUACCAUCAAUUUUAACUUCCCAUCUUAUUCCAAGCGCAUGCUCGGUGAUCCCUCACCACCGGCCUGGACAGUCAUCGAACCAGGUACGCGGAACAGUUUCCAAUUAAUAAACAGCACCUUCUAUGGCUCAGAUGGCCUCGCUCUUCAAUAUAGAGGCGACGGAGUGCUCCUGAAGAACAAUCUGUUUAUGUACAAUGAUUGGUCCGUUGCUAAUAUGAAGGAGAAGCCUGGUGGAUUAGGGACUGUCAUAUCGAGCGGUAGAAACGACAAGUUUUUUCGGAACACUAUGCGCUUUAAUGGGGCAAGCAAUGGAUAUGGUCCUUCAAAGGAAAAUCCCCUUGUCAAGCGGCAACCACAUUCAUCGCCAAUGCGCGGGAAUUUUACAGCACGACGGAGGCAGUGUCCAGUUCCAAAUUGGUGCUCAGGCGAACGCAAAAGUAUUGUUAAACUGGGUUCAUUCCAGCCCCAAGUACGGUAUCCGCUUUGAUGGGCAGCCCCCAAAAGUCGGCGUAAAGGGCACUAUAAUGAGAAACGUGGUGUGGAAAACUAACGGGAUCAUGGUAAAAGGAAAUUUCCACAAAGUUGAAAACAAUCUCGCCUUUGAUAAAAGAAAUGACAAAAGUGGCGAUAAUCAGGGCAGAGGCUGCACUUUGUGCGUUUUGAGGAAAGUUCGUUCAAACCGGACACCAAUUAACGGCAAAACAAAGAUACUGCGCAACGCAGCUGACGCGGCGAGUGAUCCUUCAGCAGGAAAAUGGAAAGACAACAUGGAAGGUGAUGUGCGGACGAUGGUAAUGGAUGCCGACAAUUUGGACUUCCGGCCGCGUAAAAAUUCCGCAUGCAACAAGGCUGAGGCUGGACCAUACCUGAUCAGUUACAAUCCUAGGAGCAGGGAGUAUUGGAUUCCCGGAAGAAAGCUUUACAAGGCGAGCACGUCCGUCCCCCCUAAUGGUAGUACCACGGUGAAGGUAAAUGAAACUGAAAAUGAAUCUACAUCCUUUGACUUUUGUACUGUGUUUGUUGAGUGCCUUUACAUUAAUAUCAAAAUUAGAUUAUUCACAUUUUUAUGAUAUAACAUCACCAAC
This is a messenger RNA of Orbicella faveolata, 1407 nucleotides long. RefSeq lists its product as uncharacterized. The record is from RefSeq and is a predicted model, not a curated record. NCBI's taxonomy places the organism in Eukaryota, Metazoa, Cnidaria, Anthozoa, Scleractinia, Merulinidae.